Molecule: messenger RNA, 696 nt
Organism: Kluyveromyces lactis
Lineage: Eukaryota; Fungi; Ascomycota; Saccharomycetes; Saccharomycetales; Saccharomycetaceae
Gene: ISA1
Product: Fe-binding Fe/S cluster assembly protein ISA1
Exons: 1
Coding region: 1-696 (231 amino acids)
Biological process (GO): iron-sulfur cluster assembly
Cellular component (GO): mitochondrion; cytoplasm
Molecular function (GO): 2 iron, 2 sulfur cluster binding
Source: RefSeq, a predicted model, not a curated record
AUGCAAAGACACAUACUAUCUAGAAGCAACCAGUGCCUGCUGCGUGGCAAUGUGCUGGCAGUGAGACAUCUUUCUCAAAGGCCACUGGCAAGGACUAAGAGGUUUUUGCAAACCUCUCAGAAUGGGGAUAAAGUGAAUGCUCCAGUUUGGCCAUUCAAUUUUGAAAUUCCAGUGAAGAACGGUAAGAGUAGUGCACCUGGUACACAGGAAGAAGCAUCUGGAUCUGGGACCGCAGGUGCUAAAAAGACAUGGCUCACUUACUCGCUUCCUAAAAAUGUUGCCAAGAAGGGGGAACCUUUACAGACCCAACCACCCAAAGUCGAUGAAAAUAUUCAACCAAAAAAACGUGCAAAGAGAAAGCUAAGGCCACGUAAAGCUCUAAUAUCGUUGACGCCCAAUGCUCUUUCUCAUUUGAAGGGGUUGCUCGAUCAACCUGAACCUAAACUAAUAAGAAUAGGAGUUAAAAAUAGAGGAUGUUCCGGUUUGACUUACGAUUUGCAAUAUAUUACUAGUCCAGGAAAGUUCGAUGAAGUGGUAGAGCAAGACGGUGUGAAGGUUAUAAUUGAUUCAAAGGCUCUUUUCAGUAUAGUUGGUAGUGAAAUGGACUGGGUAGAUGAUAAGUUGUCCUCUAGAUUUGUUUUCAAGAAUCCAAACUCUAAGGGUACAUGCGGAUGCGGUGAAAGUUUCAUGGUAUAA